Molecule: messenger RNA, 324 nt
Organism: Exophiala spinifera
Lineage: Eukaryota; Fungi; Ascomycota; Eurotiomycetes; Chaetothyriales; Herpotrichiellaceae
Exons: 2
Coding region: 1-324 (107 amino acids)
Source: RefSeq, a predicted model, not a curated record
AUGUCUCUCACUUCAACACCCAGGGUUCAGAUUGGAAGCCAGCAUGCUGGUACCGGCCUUCAUAGGAGAUCUGGAAGGUCUCGUAACAAUACCUCGUCAUACACGGUCGAAAUCUUUGCAAUGUCAACUGAUCAGAUGGAUCCGCUGAUUUUGGGUGUCGUCAAUCAACAGACGAGACAGAUGUCAAGCUCGAUCCUGUUUGCUCAGCUUGAUACCAUUGCGGCUCUCUUUCAGCAACAUGGGACGCCCAUCCACGUGCCGAUAUCCUCUAUCGAGAGUACUGAUCUGGCCUUUGUUGGAGGUCAAUUCGAGCGACACAGAUAA